CUUGAAUUUCGUAGGUCAUGGCAUACUUCUCUCGUUUUACAGGCUCACAAGCUCACCUCCGAAAGUUUACUGAAGAGCCCUGAAGUCUACCAGUGAUUGAACAGCAGUCCAAUGGAAGAACAUCCUAAGUCCGGUCGAUCCAGUCGCAUCACACUCUUCCGAAGAGUUCGUGAUCAAGGAGUCCUGAAUGACGAUAUUAGAGACUGCACAUACAAUGGAUCGGGAACCGAAAGCGACCCUUUUGUGGUCACAUGGAUCGAAGAUGAUCCUGUCAAUCCGUUGAACUACUCGCCGGGCAUGAGAUGGACCAUCACAAUGCUCGCCGCGGUCUCAACACUGGCAGUUACCUUCGCUUCAUCCGCAUACUCUGGCGGCAUCGUCCAGAUCAUGCAAGAGUUUGAGGUUUCGCAGAUUGUCGGCACACUUGGGAUCUCAUUGUUCGUCCUAGGUUUUGCCAUCGGCCCAUUGAUUUGGGCUCCUUUGAGUGAACUGUACGGCCGCCAGUACCUUUUCUUUGGCACUUAUCUCGCUCUCACUGUCCUCAACGCUGGCGCAGCUGGCUCCCAGAACAUCGAGACUCUGGUUGUCCUGAGAUUUUUAGCUGGUGCUCUUGGUUCCUCACCCCUGACGAACUCUGGCGGUAUCAUUGCGGACAUGUUUCCAGCGUCUCAGAGAGGUCUUGCUACGAGUGUAUUCGCUGCUGCUCCGUUCUUAGGACCUGUCAUCGGCCCAGUUGUCGGAGGCUUUGUAGGUCAAUCCAUUGGCUGGCGCUGGAUUGAAGGUGUUAUGGCUAUUUUCACUGGUAUCCUUUGGGUCCUGUGCAUUUUCAUCGUACCCGAGACCUACGCCCCUAUCCUCCUGCGCAAGCGCGCUAUAGCACUGUCAAAGCGAACCGGACAGGUUUAUAUGAGUCAGGCCGACGUCGACCGGGGCACAAAGUCGAUAGGAUCCGCGUUUGGAACCGCUCUCACUCGUCCUUGGAUCCUACUCUUUCGCGAACCCAUCGUUUUCCUGCUGUCCAUCUACGUGGCAGUCAUCUACGGAACACUCUAUAUGCUCUUUGGCGCCUUCCCCAUAGUAUUUCAGCAAGGUCGCGGAUGGUCGCAGGGCAUUGGUGGCCUGUCAUUUGUUGGCGUAGCCGUGGGCAUGAUUGCGUCUGUUUUCUACUCUAUCUGGGAUAACAAGCGAUACAACAGGGUCAUCGAUGCCUCUCCGUCUGGGGUCGCAGCACCCGAAGCCCGGCUUCCGCCAGCCCUUGUCGGCUCCAUUGCCAUGCCCAUUGGGCUCUUCUGGUUCGCUUGGACGAACUCAACCAGCAUCCACUGGGUCGUCAGUAUCAUGGCUGGUGCUCCAUUCGGAUUUGGAAUGGUUCUUGUCUUCCUUUCGACUCUGAACUAUCUCAUCGACUCGUACUUGAUCUACGCCGCUUCAGUGAUUGCCGCCAGCUCAGUUUUGCGAUCACUGUUUGGCGCUGCAUUCCCGUUGUUUACCAGCUACAUGUUUAGGGACCUCGGAAUCCACUGGGCGUCGUCAGUUCCAGCAUUCCUGGCCUUGGCUUGCGUUCCCUUUCCUUUCCUAUUCUAUAGGUACGGUGCUGCGAUACGUGAGCGCUGCAAAUAUGCUGCCGAGGCUGCAGUCUUCCUGAAGAAGACGCAGCAAACGAGUUGAAAGUGGAGAUUAGACAAACAUAGUCAGGCUGUAG
Boeremia exigua is the source of this 1702-nucleotide messenger RNA. Its product is annotated as major facilitator superfamily domain-containing protein. The transcript has 3 exons. Gene Ontology annotation, molecular function: transmembrane transporter activity. Lineage: Eukaryota; Fungi; Ascomycota; Dothideomycetes; Pleosporales; Didymellaceae. The record is from RefSeq and is a predicted model, not a curated record. Gene Ontology annotation, biological process: transmembrane transport. Bases 112 to 1668 code for a protein of 518 amino acids.